Molecule: messenger RNA, 624 nt
Organism: Knipowitschia caucasica
Lineage: Eukaryota; Metazoa; Chordata; Actinopteri; Gobiiformes; Gobiidae
Source: the annotation of a GenBank genome assembly
AUGGACAGCUCUUCGGAACCUGACUCCCCACCCCUGCCCCAAGUCCUGGAGCUCCAGCCGGACACCGAUCUCUUCUUCAGACCCCGGCCUCGAGACCGGGAGGGGCUCGAGGCCACACUGCAGCUGUGGAACCCGUCUGAGAGACCGGUCUACUUCAAGACCAUGACCUCGGCUCUGGGACGGUGCCAUGUGAGGCCCUCCAGGGGACUCCUCGUCCCUGGGGCCUCCACCACCAUCCUGGUGACGAUGCGGGGCCUUGAGGCAGAGCCCAGGACUCAGGAGUCUCUCAUGGUGCUGUCCAUGUUCUGCGCGGACCCCAGCCUGGACUUCUUCUCCGCGUGGAUCCAAGCAGGCCCCGAGGAGGUCAUGAGAUCGGUUCUCAAGUGUAAAUAUGAUCCAGGAGCAGAAGAGUCCAGGCUCCAGCCCCGAGCAGAAGAGUCCAGGCUCCAGCCCCGAGCAGAAGAGUCCAGGCUCCAGCCCCGAGCAGAAGAGUCCAGGCUCCAGCCCCCUGCAGAGACCCACUCUCCCCGCCUCCGCUCAUUCCUCGUCCUCCUCUUCAUCCUCGGCGUUGCCAUGGCGAUCGUCGCCGCGUACUUCACCGGGAACAUUACUUAUUACGAUUAA